This is a messenger RNA of Pseudoliparis swirei, 5469 nucleotides long. RefSeq names its product diphosphoinositol pentakisphosphate kinase 1b (gene ppip5k1b). Gene Ontology annotation, molecular function: 5-diphosphoinositol pentakisphosphate 1-kinase activity; diphosphoinositol pentakisphosphate kinase activity; inositol hexakisphosphate kinase activity. Gene Ontology annotation, biological process: inositol phosphate biosynthetic process; inositol metabolic process. Bases 384 to 4175 code for a protein of 1263 amino acids. The record is from RefSeq and is a predicted model, not a curated record. The transcript is spliced from 32 exons. Lineage: Eukaryota; Metazoa; Chordata; Actinopteri; Perciformes; Liparidae. Gene Ontology annotation, cellular component: cytosol.
GGUGACCGGACGUGAACUUUAGAGGGCAGUUAGCUCACAACUUCACAACUAAACCCCCGCGGCGCGAGCUCCCGUUGAGGCCGGUUCACUCCGAGGAAACAAGGAAGCUGGUUUCCGCCGGGCAAGAAGAACGUCGACUCUGGAAGUUCCCGUGUGAAGAAGCGUCUCCCAGACCUCCUCCAGGAUCUUGACUUUCUCCCUCGACACACGUGGAGGCCACGCCCCCCUUUCCACCUCGCGUUCCUCUACCUCAACACGCCCUCCGUUCCACCUCGUGUUCUCGACUUCUUCUUCCUGCUGCUGUAAUCGUCAGCUGAGGAGGAGGAGGAGGGGGGGGGGGGGGGAACCACCCCGAAAGCAGCCAUGUUUCCCGGGCGUUUGUGAUGUCAGAGGCCUGCGACGGACCAGGAGACGGGCACGAAGAGGGGCGGGACCGCAGAGACGUUCCUUGGUUCGUGGUUGGCUGUGGGGAUGACGAGCAGGACAUGGGCCAAAUGGAGGCAGGCAUGAAGAACGAGAUGUUUCGAGAAGAGGACAUGGAGGACUACGAGGAUGAGUCGCUGCCGGAGCGACAGAUCGUGGUCGGCAUAUGUGCCAUGAUGAAGAAGUCCAAGUCCAAACCCAUGACCGAGAUCCUGGAGCGACUCUGCAAGUUCGACUACAUCGACAUGGUGAUCUUUCCCGAGGAGGUGAUCCUGGAGGAGCCCGUGGAGAAGUGGCCGCUCUGCGACUGCCUCAUCUCCUUCCACUCCAAAGGUUUCCCUCUGGACAAAGCUGUGGAGUACGCCAAGCUCAGGAACCCACUGCUCCUCAACGACCUCAACAUGCAGUACUUCAUACAGGACAGGAGGGAGGUGUACCGGAUCCUCCAGGAGGAGGGCAUCGAGCUGCCUCGCUACGCCGUGUUGAACCGAGACCCCGACCAUCCCGAAGAGUGUAACCUGGUGGAGGCGGAGGACCACGUGGAGGUGAACGGGGAGGUGUUCCCCAAACCCUUCGUGGAGAAGCCCGUGUGCGCCGAGGACCACAACGUCUACAUCUACUACCCGACGUCGGCCGGCGGCGGCAGCCAGAGGCUCUUCCGAAAGAUAGGGAGUCGUAGCAGUGUGUACUCCCCAGAAACCAACGUACGUAAAACCGGCUCCUACAUCUACGAGGAGUUCAUGCCCACGGACGGGACCGACGUGAAGGUUUACACGGUGGGUCCGGACUACGCCCACGCGGAGGCCCGGAAAUCUCCCGCCCUGGACGGGAAGGUGGAGCGGGACAGCGAGGGGAAGGAGAUCCGUUACCCCGUCAUGCUGACCGCCAUGGAGAAGCUGGUGGCCCGCAAGGUCUGCCUGGCCUUCAAGCAAACCGUGUGCGGGUUCGAUCUCCUCCGGGCCAACGGCCACUCCUUCGUGUGCGACGUCAACGGCUUCAGCUUCGUCAAAAACUCCAUGAAGUACUACGACGACUGUGCCAAGGUCCUGGGGAACAUGGUGAUGAGGGAGUUAGCCCCCCAGUUCCACAUCCCCUGGUCCAUCCCCAUGGAGGCUGAAGACAUCCCCAUCGUCCCGACAACCUCAGGAACCAUGAUGGAGCUGCGUUGCGUCAUCGCCGUCAUCCGCCACGGAGAUCGCACACCGAAGCAAAAAAUGAAAAUGGAGGUCCGACAUCCUUUAUUCUUUGAGUUGUUUGAGAAGUACGGAGGCUACAAGUCAGGAAAGCUAAAGCUGAAGAAGCCAAAACAGCUCCAAGAAGUGCUCGACAUCGCCCGCCUGCUGCUGGCGGAGCUGGGCCAGCACAACGACUGUGAGAUCGAGGAGAAGAAAUCUAAAUUGGAGCAACUCAAGACCGUCCUGGAGAUGGAAUCCAGCUUGAGUGACGCUCAGUACGGACAUUUCUCGGGUAUCAACCGGAAAGUCCAGCUGACCUACCUACGCAACGGCCAACCGAAAGCCUCGAGCGAAGAAGAAGACUGUAAGAAGGACGGCCCGUCUCUGCUGCUGGUGCUGAAGUGGGGCGGCGAGCUGACGCCCGCCGGCCGGGUUCAGGCCGAGGAGCUGGGCAGGGCCUUCCGCUGCAUGUACCCCGGAGGUCAAGGCGACUACGCCGGGUUCCCAGGCUGCGGCCUCCUCCGCCUGCACAGCACCUACCGCCACGACCUGAAGAUCUACGCCUCGGACGAGGGCCGCGUGCAGAUGACCGCGGCCGCUUUCGCCAAGGGUCUCCUGGCUCUGGAAGGGGAGUUGACGCCGAUCCUGGUCCAGAUGGUGAAGAGCGCCAACAUGAACGGGCUGCUGGACAGCGACAGCGACUCGCUGACCGACUGCCAGCAGAAGGUGAAGGCCCGGCUGCACGAAAUCAUGCAGAGGGACCAAGAGUUCACGGAGGAGGACUAUCGGAAGUUGGCACCGAGUGGCAGCCCGUCGCUGGUGAACUCCAUGAAGGUCAUACAGGAUCCGGUCAAAACCUGCGACAAGGUCUACGCCCUCAUCCAGAGUCUCAACUCGCAGAUUCGCAAGAGGCUGGAGGACCCCAAGUCCGCAGACCUGCAGCUGUACCACAGCGAGACGUUGGAGCUGAUGCUGCAGCGCUGGUCCAAGCUGGAGAGGGACUUCCGCAUGAAGAACGGCCGCUACGACAUCAGCAAGAUCCCCGACAUCUACGACUGCGUCAAGUACGACUCGCAGCACAACGCCUCGCUGGGCCUGGAGGACACGCUGGAGCUGUUCCGGCUGUCGCGCGCGCUGGCCGACAUCGUCAUACCGCAGGAGUACGGCAUCAGCCGAGCGGAGAAGCUGGACAUCGCUCAGGCGUACUGCGUUCCUCUGAUGAAGAAAAUCCAGCUGGACCUGCAGAGGACCCACGAGGACGAGGCCGUCAACAAGCUGCACCCGCUGUACUCUCGCGGCGUGAUGUCUCCCGGGCGCCACGUCCGCACGCGCCUCUACUUCACCAGCGAGAGCCACGUCCACUCGCUGCUCAGCGUGUUCCGCUACGGGGGGCUGCUGGACGAGGAGAAGGACCAGCAGUGGAAACAGGCCAUGGACUACCUGAGCGCCGUGACGGAGCUCAACUACAUGACGCAGGUCGUCAUCAUGCUCUACGAGGACAACAACAAGGACCCGUCCUCAGAGGAGCGCUUCCACGUGGAGCUGCACUUCAGCCCGGGAGUCAAAGGCUGCGACGACGAGGAGAACGCGCCGCUGGGCUUCGGCUUCCGCCCCGCGUCCUCAGAGAAUCAAGACAAAAAGCCCAACCAGGGCAGCCUGGAGGACCUCUCCCAGGACCAGCUGGACCAGGCGCUUCCUCUCUCUGAGCCCAUCAACAUCCGACGGUCCCCCAUGAUCCGCAACCGCAAGUCGGGCUCCAUGGAGGUCCUCUCUGAGACUCCUCCCACUCAGACCUCCAAAGGCAGCACGACCUACCGACUCUUCCCCUCGGGGUCGCGCCAGUCUCCCGAGAUCAAACCGGCCAGUGGCCUAGGGUCGCUCUGCUCUGGCCUCUUCAGUGCCUCCGCCCUCGGCGUGUCCUGUAGCGCCCCCAACCUGCGGGACUACGUCCGCACGCACCACCACCUCCACCGAAAGCCGCCCCUGUCCCCCGGCAGCCUGCCGUGCCAGAUCGGCAUGUUCGAGCUGUUCUCUAUGCCGCCAGUAAAGAGAUUUUCUGUGUCGUUUGCCAGGCAUCCGACUAAUGACGAGCUGCCGGGGGGGGGGCUUCCCGCCGAGCCGGCCCCUCUGGCGGACGGCGUCGUGGCCCACCACCUGAUCCACUGCCCCUACCACCUGGGCCUCCUCGAGAGCUGGCUGACCUCCGGCCGGCCGCUCCCCGAAUCCCUCCACGGCUUCGAGGGCUGCUCCAUGGUGCCCUCCAUCUACCCGCUGGAGACGCUGCACAACUCGCUGUCCCUCAAGCAGGUGGACGAGUUCCUCAACAAGGUGUGCGAGAGCAGCAGCGAGGCCCACGCCAAGACCAUGAAAGCGCUGUCCAGCCUGUUUGACUCUCAGAGCCAGACGUCGCUCUACAGCCCUCAGCAGCCGCUCUCCUCCUCCGGCUCCGAGACGUCUCUCCGGCCGUCGGGCCAGCCUCAGUGGCAUGGCAGCAUCCCGUCCAGCGCCGUGUCCAGCGCCGGCCCCUCCUCCCCGGUCACAGAGAGCUCCGGCCAGAACUUCAGCUUCAGUGAGUAGAGCGUCUGGGUAUUUAGACCAGACCCCCGACCUCCGUGGGUCACCUGUUCCUCUGUCCUCCUGCACACACACACACACACACACACAGUAUUACACAACACUUCGGACACGUGAACAAGAGGGAAAACGCACUGGACCCGUCAUCGCUCUGAAGUCUCAUCCUCGUCUUCUUCAGUUUGUCGACACCUUCAUGAAACCGGCUGCGACCGAGUGGCAUUAAGACCAGUUGUGCCUUUAGUUCAACUUGGAUGCGGCCUACGAUAAAACAACAACAAUAAACAUCAACAAUUAUUAUCUGCAAAUUAUCUCACACAGCAGAUGAAAAUGUCAACCAGCAAACCAGCGUUUGCAUCUGAAAGAUAUUUAAAUAUUUAUUUAAAAAAAUUAAUAUAUAUAUAACAUAUUUUUUUAUAUAUAAAAUAUUUUAAUUAUAUAUAUAUUCAAUCUUUUUAUAUAUAUAUAUAUCUGUUUUCAAUAUGUGUGUAUAUAUAAAAAUAUAUAAUAUCUAUAUAAAGAUUAUUGAAUAUAUAUACAAUUAUUUAAUAUAUAUAUAUAUACAAUUAUUUAAUAUAUAUAUAUAUAAAAUGUUAUAUGUAAUAAAUGAAUACAUAUAUUAAAAUAUUGUUAGAUAUAUUAAAUAAUUUAUAUAUAUAUAAAAUAUUUUUAUAUGUAUAUUUAAAAAAAAUGUUUUUCCCUGUUGAUCUGCAGUGUUGUUGCUAGCCAAUCACAGCGCACCCUGAAACUAAACAAGCUGUUUUCUUUUGUUAUUCAAGUUUCUCAAUCUGACUCGUAAACGUCGGCACGCUGUCGGCUGGAAGUCAUUUGGGACAUUUUGUUCACGUCAGUUAAAUAUGAAGGUUAGCUUAGCACAAAGGUUAGCUUAGCAGAACGGUGUCGCUUAUGAAAAGGAAAAAUGGAGCCUCCUAAUUAUUAGGUUUGAAAUUUAAAAAAAAUCUAAGAACAACGAUUUUUAGUUUUUCUGUGGUUUUCUUCUCAAAUAUUGAUUUGAACACUUUGGUUUUCAUCUUGAAUAAACAAACACACUUAUUUAAUUACUGGGCUUUAAUGGGUUUGUUUCUCUGGACGCCCGGAUGGCUUUUCUUCUCUGUUUUUGUGCUAAGCUAACCGUCUCCUAGCGUUAUCUUCAAAGUUAUCAAACAAGUGUUUACUUUCUUUUUUUAUUUUAUUUUGAAAUGCAGUGGAAAACUCGGAUUCAUCAAACGUGUGUUAGUUAUUAUUAUUACAAGAAUCGCCUGCUGUUAAAAUGGAAAAUCAAUUGAUCUGUAAAUGUGUG